AUGGCACCUCCCAUCCUCUACGAUCCCUUUUCGAGCGAUGCGAUCACCGUCAUUCCUCCACUUGCAGGGGACGCGGAACGAGUCUGGGAUGGCUUCCAGUUCAAUAGCAGGCUCGAGAGUGGACUCUUUCGGCUGAAUGAGACUAAGUCAGAAAUACCAGAUCUCGAGACAGACAUUCUCCGGUUGCAGCUGGAAGAUGUGCCACUGCUGAACCUAUCAGCGCCAACUUCCCAGACUACAUCCGAUGACGAAGACGAUGGCUCUAGUGAGCAGAAGGCAGACAAUGCCGAAGACGACGUCGAAAGUUUGUGGACACUACCAGAGGUGACCGGCAGACGAAGAGUCAUUGAGCUCCUGUCUUGGGACACAUUCUUGGACAGGCGUCAUUCAGAACCAGUGUCUGGCUAUCUGAGCGAAGCAGGCCCUCGUGCUUUCAGCUCUAUCCUUAGUGCCAGUCGUUCAGCCAUGUCCGCGAAGGGUUUGAAGCCAGACGUCUUGCUCAGUGCUUUCUAUCAGCUGCUCAUGGGAAGAAGCUCUGCUAUCUUCGUCUGGGAUGAGAAGCAGCACGCGUUCAGAAAGCAGGUAGAUCAUCUUGUAGCAUUUGGAUACAGCCAUCAGCUGCUGCAAGACCUUUUUGAGACAAUCUCUCGGGUCGGUGCUUUCGCAAAGGUCAUAUCUGAGACAUGCACUUUUUCGACAGGCCGCAGCUCCCCCUGUCGAAUCGCAUUUGGGGCUUCAGUCUUGGCUGCUUUGUAUUCCGUCCAUGAAUACCUGGAGACUACACGACCUGAGAUCACAACCAUGGUGCGACUCAAAUCUAUCAUGACCAAGGUCGAAGUGUUGGUCACGAUGUUGAAUCAAUGUGCCGCUCUCGUUCAAAACUACAAGACCGAAGAGAGUCUCUUGACUGGCCUAAUGACGCAUUUGACGGCGAUGUCCUCCUGCGAUUCUCGAGUGGUCGCAGUGUUACAGUCAAUAUUCUCCAGCUCAUCCCAGCCAGCCCUAGCAAAACUUAGUGCUGAGAUCGGACUUAGCUCUUCAGGGCCGACCGGUGACGACUUAUUUCUCUCACAGAUCUCGGAACGCCAUAAUAUGUGGACUUCAAUUUUACAGACCGAGAUGGCUGAGGUGGUUCUUGAGACGCGAGAGAGUCUCCGACUUUUGAGAUUAUAUAACCCAGAGUGUCCGGUGUUGUCCACUUCAGAAUAUGGAAACUCCAAGCUUUCUACUCUUGAAAUUGUCUACGCUUUCAACCGCCUCUGUAUACUACACAGCCGUUCUUCUGCGUAUGAAGAUGUGCGGAAAUCGUCGAUUAGUUCGACGGGUUCUUCCACGACAACAAGUUUGCUAGUAACACCAGCAACAGACAGUUUCGAGCUCAGUGACCUCGAUAUUGAUCGGUCUGAACCUGAAGAUCCCUUUAGGUUCAAUACGAACCUCUUUGAAGAAAGUCUUGACACUAUUAAAAAUCUUAACCACGAUGACUUGCACAGUCACGUCUUGUCAUAUCUGAGGGAGUCUGAACAUGACGAGAAUCCUCUGCGAAUUGACAUCGACCAAGCUCUCCCUCUUUCUAUCAGCCCUCUCUUAUCAGCACAACACCGGGUGCUGUCAUAUGCCGUACUUGAGUUGAUCUUCCAGCAGUACGAUCUUAUCGAGCAUAUAAACCUUCAACGCCAGUUUCAUUUCAUGGGCAAUCCAUCGUUCAGCUCACGACUAGGCACGGCGCUCUUUGACCCUGAACAGAGCACUGGCGAAACUCGAAGAAGGACAGGAGUCGCUACCGGAUUACGACUCCAGGCUCGAGAUACAUGGCCCCCUGCAAGCUCCGAGUUGAGACUGGUUCUCAUGAGCAUUCUGUCGGACAGUCUGUCCAAAGGUCAACGCCGCAAUCUUGACGAUUGUAUCUCAUUCGCCAUUCGAGACAUGCCUCUCGAAGAGCUUGAGAAAUGUCGAGACGUUGAUUCAAUCUACGCUCUUGACUUCCUCAGGCUACAGUACAAGCCUCCUAAUGACGUUUUGGGCACAAUCCUUACGACGCAAAUCUUAGACAAAUAUGACCGAGUAUUUCAACUACUCAUGCGUUUGUUAAGACUACACAAAUUGACCGAAAGUAUGGUUCGGGAGGGCGACUCUAUUACUGGUGGCGACCAUAAACUGAUUUUUGAAAUGCACCAUCUGAUCACGACGCUAGCUGAUUACUAUCACAACACGACGAUCGAGUUGCAUUGGCGGAAAUUCGACAGCGUCCUGCAAGACGUCAGGGCUCAUAUUGUCAAGAAGGACUACGAAAGAACCCUCAGAGCUGUCAAAAGUCAAGAUUAUUUACGUGCUCUCCAUGAACGGACGCUUGACAGCAUCUUGGAUGGUUUGUUUCUGAGAAAGAGGCAGUCAAAGAUCCAACAAUCGCUCGAGCAUAUCUUCUCGACAAUUCUGGCAUUUGCUGCUCACCGACGCAAAGAACAGAAACCAAAAGACGGGAAGCCUGCAGAUUCUUCUGAAAAGGGUUUCCGAUCACGAUUUACAGAAGAUGUCAAGCGAUUUGUGGCCGCGCUGCUUUCUCAGGAUCAGAAACAGAGGUCUGCGUCAUACGCCACUGAAACUAUGCCGAGUGGAGACGCGGACGAAGAAGUGAAUCUGUUGGAAUGUCUACUUCUAAGGCUCGACAUGUUCGGCUAUUGGGAUCGCGGUGGACGUGCGAAGGGGAUUUCGCAUCUUGAUCUUGAAUUCGCUCUCCCGUGA
Messenger RNA from Exophiala spinifera, 2742 nucleotides. RefSeq lists its product as uncharacterized. Gene Ontology annotation, molecular function: microtubule minus-end binding; gamma-tubulin binding. The record is from RefSeq and is a predicted model, not a curated record. Bases 1 to 2742 code for a protein of 913 amino acids. Gene Ontology annotation, cellular component: spindle pole; centrosome; equatorial microtubule organizing center. Gene Ontology annotation, biological process: meiotic cell cycle; cytoplasmic microtubule organization; spindle assembly. NCBI's taxonomy places the organism in Eukaryota, Fungi, Ascomycota, Eurotiomycetes, Chaetothyriales, Herpotrichiellaceae. The transcript has a single exon.